AUGUUCACCUCAGGAAUCCACACGACGAGGGACUGGAGCGACCUGAGGGACCUGAGGGACCUGAGGGACCUGAGGGACCUGAGGGGAGGUGCAGAGGGGGAGGAGCUGGGGAGCGAGGGGGAGGAGCUGGGGAGCGAGGGGGAGGAGCCUGAGGAGCAGAGAGCUCCGCCCACUCACUCACACAGACACGAGCCUCCAGAGGGCGACGCUCAACAAGAAACAACCCUGUUCCCCGACGUCACUCCUCUCCUGGACUCUAAAGUUCAAAAAUCAAAGGUCGACUUGGGGAGGAGGAGGAGCAAACCCAGAACUCCUCGAUCGCUCCGACUCACGGCCGAGCAGGUGCAGGACUGGAGGAGCCAAGAACCUGCAGUGUCUCCGUUGGAGGUGGAGUCUCGUUCGUCGUUGGAGCAGCGCCCUCUGCCUGUGGGACAGAGUCUGUUCCCUGGAGUCAGUCCUGCAGAGCUCAUCGCUCAGAUAAAGAGGAAGACGUCAGAGCGCCGCCCGGAGGAGCAGACGAGCGCCGCAGACCAGUCAGAGGAACCGACAGGUGUGCCCCUGUCACACUCCCCCUGCCCCGCCCCCCGACACAUGGCAGGAGCAACCAUGGUGCUGCCCCCUGUGGGCUCCACGAGUGUCGGUUCUUCUCCUUCGUGGCUUCGAGAACUCAAGUCCAAAAAGAGAAUCCAGGACGGAAACUCAUAACCAACGUCCACGAGGAGCAGCCCUGUCACCUUCACCUGUCUGUCACCUGUCACCG
Boleophthalmus pectinirostris (great blue-spotted mudskipper) is the source of this 760-nucleotide messenger RNA. RefSeq lists its product as uncharacterized. Lineage: Eukaryota; Metazoa; Chordata; Actinopteri; Gobiiformes; Gobiidae. The coding region runs from base 1 to 705 and encodes 234 amino acids. The record is from RefSeq and is a predicted model, not a curated record. The transcript is spliced from 8 exons.